Molecule: messenger RNA, 2211 nt
Organism: Fonsecaea multimorphosa CBS 102226
Lineage: Eukaryota; Fungi; Ascomycota; Eurotiomycetes; Chaetothyriales; Herpotrichiellaceae
Exons: 7
Coding region: 1-2211 (736 amino acids)
Biological process (GO): regulation of transcription by RNA polymerase II; DNA-templated transcription
Cellular component (GO): chromatin
Molecular function (GO): RNA polymerase II cis-regulatory region sequence-specific DNA binding; zinc ion binding; DNA-binding transcription factor activity, RNA polymerase II-specific
Source: RefSeq, a predicted model, not a curated record
AUGGAAAAUUUCCACGACUUGAUUAGAAACCAGGCUCUCCUCUCCUCAGCUUGCAUCAAGCAGACGGAGACCCCUACCGGCGCCUCCAGCACCCCAGAGAAGCGCUACCGAUGUAAAGAGUGUGGGCAGAGCUUCUCCCGCGCUGAACACCUGAAGCGCCAUCAAACUCGACAUACCGGGGCUAAACCAUUCUCUUGUGUCUUCUGCUCUCGAGACUUCUCGCGCAAGGAUCGCCUUCAAACGCAUUAUGGCCACUGCCAACGGCGGGGAGACCGGGAUGUCCCCAACUCGAUUCCCAAGGGUCGACGACCGCAUGCUUGUGUGACGUGCAUUUCCUCCAAAAUUCGGUGUGACGGAGGCAGUCCUUGUGCACAGUGUAAGAAGAAACAAGUACAGUGUCGCCAAAAGCACUCUCUACGAGACAAGUCAAGUAGGCCCUCUAGUCCGCCACAUGUAGACAAACCGCUUGGCGAUGGUGCUGAUUGUUUUCCAGUUGCCGAGAAGCUGGGCCCCCUAGGCGACCGUGUGUCCAUUCAGGCACUCCUCAACGGCGGCACCGACACAUUCACAGAGACCUUCAAUCUCCCUCCUUGCGAUGAUCGGCAAAGAGGGCUGCAGUUCCAUCAACAAAAUGAAGAAGGGGAGGAAGAGGAAAACGACGACGCCGAUCCGAAAUCGGAAGAUGACGGUCUUGCUACUUUCGACUUUUCCGGGAUGUUUCAGAUACCUAUGGGAAUUGAUGAUCAGUAUCUGGACUUUUGGACAGGGCCUUUUGGGUUGAUUCAAUCCCCUUCAUAUACUGAUUUACAGCUGGAACUUUACGACCCGGCCAUGAUAUCGCCGGACGCUCACAUUGGCUCCACACCCUCCAGCUCGACACAGCAGCCUUCGGAUCAGGCGCCGUAUGUCUCAGCGCUGAACAUGGCAAUCUACAAUAAGCUAUGGUGCCUGGCUUUGGAUGAGAAAUCUCGCCAAGAAUUGACUGCAUGCCUGAAUUUUGUCUUGACCGCGGAGAAGAUCCGCAAGUUCAUCUCGCUCUACUUCCGGAAUUGGCAUCUGAACUGCCCCAUCAUUCAUCGACCGUCGUUCGAUCCCUCCAAAGUCCCAGUGGGCUUGGUCAUCAGCGUGGUCUUCAUCGGGGCGAUGUAUUCCAAAGAUCAGACAGAAAGGCUUGCCGCGAAGAGACUGGUCGAUGUUGCGGAAUUGGUGGUCUUCGAUUCGGAAAUUUUCUCCUUUGAGGUCGAAGUCACUCGAUCUAUAGAAGGCGACUCUCUGCCGACACGUUCAGACUCUCUUCAACAAGAUCGGGACUGGGAGAUUUUCCAAGAGCUUCAGGCUGGCUAUUUGAUGGUCAUUGCGCAGUAUUGGGGAGGCACACGGGGUUCUAAACGAAGAGCAAUGCAAUCCCGGCUUGGAGAUGUCAUCAAUGUCGCUCGUAGCAUGCAGCUGCAUCAUGCGCGUCAUCGGCCGUCCGAUCGCAUCUCCGAAGUUGCUUGGCUACAGAAAGAGACGAAGAUCCGAACUAUAUCAGUUAUUGCAUUACUUGAUUGCGCCAUGAGAAUAUAUUCAAACUAUCCUUGUCGCAUAACGCUCGGCGAACUCGACAAUGACCUACCCUGCAAAGAAGCCAUCUUCAGCUCACGACACCCUUUCAUGCAGGACGACUCCAUCUUUGCACCAAGAUUGACGAUGUCUCAAGCGUUUGCUCUUCUUUUUGAUGGAAAAGCAAAGGCUUCUGAUUCAACAACAGCAUCACAGGCGGAUCCGUCCGAAAGUGGGGCGUCCUUAGAAGAAACAGAAGGCGGUUGCAACCUCACCAUAUUUGAUCUAUUCAUUCUCAUCCACUUUCUGUACACGUACGUACACUCCUGUGUAAUGACAAUGUCACUCAACUUGCCCACGACAAACUUUGGUCGCCGGAUCAACGGGGCCAAGUCUUCGAAUUUUGCCACGGGCCCCAUGGCACAAGAAAUCAAGGGCGCUUUGGAAAGAUGGCGCCAACUGUGGGAAAUCUUGCACUCGCAGACUUCGGAUAAAUCCCUGAAAGCCGAAGGCAUGUACAGAAAUGCGCUUCACUUCUGGGUCGUCCUUCAAUUCAUCAUGGCCAAAGAAGAAGCGGUCGAUGUUAUCACCAGCAUGGAAGUCAACUGCGAUGACGCGCUGACCAAGCUCAAAGUCCUCUUUCAGAAUGACAACGAGCAAGAAAUGUGA